UAUACGCAUUGUGUUUCUAUUGUCGUGGUUGUUUACUGUUUAAUAUAAUGCUUGAAUUAGAUAAAUUAAAAAGUAAUUAUUUGCAUAAAAAGCAGUUGAUGCACGGCACUGGAUUCUAGCGUCGGUAAUGGGAGGGGAGGCAGGCUAGGAAACCUAAAACAGGCGACGCAGGCGAACUAAGUUUUACCGGUGGCGGUUUUCGAAUGUCCGUGCAACGAAUAAACGUGAAAAAAAGUGGUUUUACCGGUAAAUAAAGCCGCGGGUCAAUGUGAACAGUUCCGCCGCAUCCGUAAGUAAGCAAACCUCAACAAAUCAACCCUAAACUCGUGUUUAUUUAUCAAAACAAAAACAUUAAACCAGUGAAAAUGUCAAAGGUCCUCGAGGUUUGCGUUGACAGUUUGGAGAGCGCGGUUGCCGCUCUUAACGGCGGCGCCGAUCGGCUCGAGUUGUGUUCGUCGCUAAUAGAGGGCGGCCUCACUCCCACCCCAGGUAUAUUGAUUCAAAUUCAAAACAUGAACCCGCGAAAAGUGCCCGUGUAUUGUAUGUUACGUUGUCGUCCGGGCAAUUUCAUUUAUAAACCGGAGGAAAUCGAGGCGAUGAAGGAGGACGCGCGAAUUUUAAGGAAAAGUGGCGCCAACGGGUUCGUUUUUGGGGCUCUGGCCGAUAAUGGGGACGUGGACAUGAAAACUUGCCGGGAAAUCGUUAAGGCUUGCUACCCGUUGCCAAUAACGUUUCAUAGGGCGUUUGAUUUUGUGAGGAGGCCCACCAUUGAGGUGGAGGUUAUCAUUGAUUUGGGGUUCGAAAGGAUCCUUACCAGUGGCAAGCAAAAGUCUGCACAAAUGGGUGUAAAGCUUAUUAAGAAACUUAUCGAUCAAGUGGGCAACAGGAUAAUUAUUAUGCCAGGGUGUGGGGUUGAUAAGGAUAACAUUAAAUUUAUCCUGGAAAACACCAAUGCCAAGGAAAUUCAUGGCUCAUUUAAGAAACUCAAGGAUGAACCGAAGCCUGAGGUUAAGGAUGAUGAGGCAGACAUUUCCUUAUCCGAUGAGAACAUCCCCAUUUAUGUUACCGAUGAGGAAAAUGUUGCUGAAAUUAUCAAUAUUUUAAAGAAUUUGUAGAUUUUGUUCCGUUUAUUCUUAAUAUAUUUUUUUAAUGCA
Messenger RNA from Anthonomus grandis grandis, 1154 nucleotides. Its product is annotated as copper homeostasis protein cutC homolog. The transcript has a single exon. Bases 366 to 1115 code for a protein of 249 amino acids. Lineage: Eukaryota; Metazoa; Arthropoda; Insecta; Coleoptera; Curculionidae. The record is from RefSeq and is a predicted model, not a curated record. Gene Ontology annotation, molecular function: copper ion binding.